Carcharodon carcharias (great white shark) is the source of this 2100-nucleotide messenger RNA. RefSeq names its product suppressor of IKBKE 1 (gene sike1). The record is from RefSeq and is a predicted model, not a curated record. The transcript is spliced from 6 exons. NCBI's taxonomy places the organism in Eukaryota, Metazoa, Chordata, Chondrichthyes, Lamniformes, Lamnidae. Bases 153 to 767 code for a protein of 204 amino acids.
GGUAUGAAGCGGAAGUGAUGCAUAUUUGUGUGGAACAGGAAGUGGGGGAAAGCUGCGGGGAGCGGGGAAGAAUCAGUGAAAGAUUUGAAAAGGGUUGAAUAAGCAGCAGGAGAUCUUGGUGAAAGAGGAAGCUGCAGCCAUUGGAAGAGGUGAUGGCCUGUACAAUAGAGAAGGUGUUGGCUGAUGCAAAGGUCUUGGUGGAGCGACUGAAGGAUCAUGAUAAUGCAGCUGAAUCUCUAAUUGAACAGACAACAAUACUCAACAAGCGGGUGGAGAGCAUGAAGGAAGUUGGGACAGCCAUCCCAGACAGGAGCCAAGAAGAUUUUGCUGAGCUGAAAAAGCUGGCCAGUCACAAACCACAUGCUAUCCUCGCUCAGGAGAACACACAGAUCCGGGAUCUGCAGCAGGAAAAUAAAGAGUUGUGGCUUUCCCUGGAGGAGCACCGCUAUGCCUUAGAACUGAUCAUGAGUAAAUACCGAAAGCAGAUGUUACGGCUUCUAGCAUCAAAAAAAAAGCUGGAUAGUGCACCAAUUACCACUUUACACCAGGAGCAUUCCCAGGAGCUGCAAGCCCAGGUAGAACAGAUAUGUGACAUGGCCACAGUAAUGAGAAAAGCCGUUCAAGUGGAUGAUCAAGAGUAUUGUCAAAUUCAAGAGAAAAUAGCCCAGCUGGAGCUUGAAAAUAAAGAAUUACGGGAGCUUAUGUCAUUCAGUAAGGAAAUAUUACUUCCAGAGAAUCUUCACCUGCCUCCUCAAUGUGGAAAGUAAAUUUACUGUGCUGGAACAUCUCUGAAUCAGGCUCCUGCACUGCCUUGCAGCCACUGGAACAGUGCCUCCAGUUCACAGGUGGCUGUGUUACUACUGAUAUUACUGACGUUGGAACAAAGAUCAAAGCUUUCACUAGAAAUCAAUGCAGCUGUAUGUUAAAUUUGAAUGUUACGGUGCUUUCAUUGGCUUUGGGGAAAUUUUAGUGAACCAAGUGUCCUUUUCCCCAAUACAACCUGUUCCAAAAAAAAGGUGCAUUUUAUUUUUUCGCAUUGACAUUUCUAUCCCACCAUCACUGUCACUCAUCUCCUUGAGAUCUGUUUCUGGUAAGAAGACACUUCGAACUAAGCCUGUCGAUCUCUUCACGUGAUGGCCACUGCUCCAGAACCCACCAAUAGGACAAUCACCUCAGAUUUGGUGGGUCUGGUUCUGAUUUAUUGCCUGAUUUAUUGGUCCUCUUAUCCAGGAAGAUUGCCUCAGAUCUUUCGUGCACUGUGCAAUGAGCCAAUUGAGAAACAAAAAGAAAAUCUUCAGUGGACCAGCAGCUCUGACUUCAAACUUCUGACCUGAGAAAUAUUGGGGGUGUGUGUGUGAAUGUGUAUUCCCGAGUUCCCCUUGGUGUCGCAGCUGUACAGGCCUGAAAGCUUCACGAUUGAUCCUUGCUGAGUUAGCUGAUCUCAGCCAAUGUUGUAUUAUUGGCCUUAAUCUUCCAGCCUAGAGGGGUUAAUCCACCAAGAAUUAGGCUCCUUAUUCGUUGACUCUUUGAAGAAUGUGUGUGGACUUGGGAUGAGCAUAGAUCGGACUCUGAUGCCCCACAGAGUGACUAUCCUCCUAUCGCAGGCUUGCACAGGAUGAAUGACUACCUGGAUAAGUCACUAAAGGACUACUGUUACUGUCAACAUGUCAUCCCAACAUGGGCUAGCAUCUUUAGAAGAGAUGUGGGGGAAUAAUUGAGGCAGCAAAUAUUUAAGACUAGUGAUCGCGCUGCCCCCUCUCGUUAUGCAGAAGGAUGGUUACGAUGAAGGCUCAAGCAGAUCUAAACUGUAACACGUUAUCUUUUUUUCUCUGCUGAUUAAUCAGUUAGAAUAUACAAGAAUUUAGAAAACAAAUAGAACAGUAAGCCCAGCUGGUGUUCUUGCUCCACACAAGCAAAUCUUACUUUGUUUUCCUUGUUCUUUUCCUUCCUGUCUUUCCUCCACAAUUUAUAUGGCUCUGUGUGGCUAGAAGGAUCACAUCGUUGAGUUCUGAUCAUUACUUAUUAUGCACUUAACCUACUCUGAGAGAAUAGUUUGGAAAAUGUUGUUGUUGAUUAAAACAAAAAUGGUCAGUACAACAA